CUGGACAUUCAACUUUCAAACGCGUUUUCCCUCAGAUGACUCUGGUUACUUGUAUUAUUUCCCUUGCAGAUUCCACAUACAUCUGGUUUCUUUGGUUUCGCCACAUAAUUGGAAACUGCGAGUUUGGAAGGAAUGGGGGAGGGGAACGAGAGGAGAGUGGGUAAGAGUUAAGGAAAAUAAGCAGAAAGCUGCACGUUUUCUAGAGCCUCGAAGAAACUCGGAGGGAAUAGGAAGAGAGAGAGAUUUUGACAAAGAGUUUGUGUGUUUCGCCACCAGCGGAUCACAGCAUGGCGCUGUUCCCAUUCUGCAAGACACCCACAGGAGCCAUCAGAGUGUCCAGGAUGCAGCUGCUCCUGUACUGUGUUCUACUGUCCCUUAUCAUAUACUUCCUCCAGGGGCGCAAGCCUGGUGGAAAUGUGAGGUCCCCUCAUCCUUACUUUCACUCCAUGGAACUGGCCAUGGCAAGACAAAGGACCGAUAUGGAGAAGAGCAAGGCAGCAGCUCCACAAACCCCUGCGCAGACUCCUUGGGGUGCCCCUUUAGUUUGGGGUGACAACCACAACUCAGUCAGGCGAAGGACUGAAUUUGCACAGCAAGAAAUCCGGAUAGGCCUGCUAGCCCUAGUGGUGGGAACAUAUGCCCAACAUGUGAGACGUUUCAUCUCCUCAGCAGAAAUCUACUUCCUACCCAAUCAGUUGGUCACUUACUACAUUCUCAUUGAUAAUCCUCGCACAUUGGAUCCUCCCAUCAAGUUGGCACCUGGACGGCAGCUGAAGGUGCUUCCCGUUGCGGAGUUCCCAGGCUGGGACAAGUUGGUCUAUCGUCGUAUGCCCCUUUUGGCUGACACCCUCAAGAACCAAAUUGGCAGGGAGGUCGAGUACAUUUUCUGUGCUGACAUUGACCAGGAGUUUGUGGCACCUGUGGAAGAAGAAAUACUUGGUGAACUGGUUGCUACCUUGCACCCUGAACUCUAUGGCAAACCACGGAAGGCGCUUCCUUAUGAAAAUGAUGAAAACUCAUCAGCUUACGUGAAGAAGGAUGAAGGUGACUACUACUACACCUCUGAGCUCUAUGGUGGGCUGGUUCACGAUAUGUACAGAAUGGCUCUGGGUUGUUCUUUGCUCAUAUUGAAGGACCAGGGAAAUGGCAUAAUGGCCAGCGGCCGUGAAGAAAGCUACCUGAAUCGAUACUUGAUCACUCACCGGCCAACCUGCGUGCUUUCACCAGAGUACAAUUGGUGGGAUUCGGGCCUGGCUGUAGACGUGCCUGAGAAGAGGCUGGUCUCUUUAGGAAGGCAAUGUGAGGCAUUCGAUGCUGAGAAGAGAGAGAAGCACCGAUGUUGAGUUGAUGUGUUCUCAUUUGUUUUAGUUCUGUAUUCUCUUUUGACAGCUGCUUGAAAAUACUGUAGUAGGUCUAACUUGGAGCUUAUGAGAUCCAAACUUAAAGCUCUCCUCUCAAACAUAAACUAAACAUGGCUGACAAUAAGGAUAA
Messenger RNA from Phyllopteryx taeniolatus (common seadragon), 1491 nucleotides. RefSeq names its product globoside alpha-1,3-N-acetylgalactosaminyltransferase 1-like. Bases 288 to 1343 code for a protein of 351 amino acids. NCBI's taxonomy places the organism in Eukaryota, Metazoa, Chordata, Actinopteri, Syngnathiformes, Syngnathidae. The transcript has 3 exons. The record is from RefSeq and is a predicted model, not a curated record. Gene Ontology annotation, biological process: carbohydrate metabolic process. Gene Ontology annotation, cellular component: Golgi apparatus; vesicle; membrane. Gene Ontology annotation, molecular function: hexosyltransferase activity.